AAACCACAGAAUACUAAUAAACUCAAGCAUAAAUACGGAGUCCACAGACUGUGGACCAUGACAAAAACAGGGUACCUUUGUGACAUAGCCUCAGCAGAAGUUUAUUUUUGCAUUAGUGGUAUUCAUCAGUCACACAGAAAGAGGCGGGUCUAACCUAGAUUGUUUUGUUUUUUUUCAGUUAUAUUUCAGUCUAAUGUUAAUACAGUCACUAGCGAGACACCAUGGAGCUCACAGCUCUUUGCAAGAAACUGUUGACAGCGUUUUUGGUGUUGGUGGUUUCACAAAUUCAACAUAACUAUGCACAGGAAGGGUCUUUUGCUCAGAUUGUUCCCACUGGACUUCAGCUCUUUGAAUAUAGUUCCCUCUCAAUUAACUGUGAGGGUUUUACUCCUGAAACUGGAUGGACUGUAAAGAGGAGACAAAAGGGACAAGUCAGUGCAUGUGUCAGUAACUGGGUGACAAUACCUGCUUCCAUCUGCGCCAUCAAACCUGUUUAUCUCACAGACAGUGGAGAAUAUUGGUGUGAGAAUGGAAGCGAGAGGAGCAACACUGUCAACAUCACAGUCACUGCUGGAGCUGUGAUCCUGGAAAGUCCUGUUGUUCCUGUGAAGGAGGGAGAAGUCGUGACUUUUAUCUGUAGAAGUACCGUGACCUCUUCUGCUCACAUAACAGAUUUCUUCAAAGAUAACCGACACAUCAACAGCAGCUCCACAGGCAAGAUGACCAUUAGUAGAGUUUCUGAGUCUGAUGAAGGGCUCUAUAAGUGCAAUAUCUCAGACUAUGGAGAAUCUCCAGAGAGCUGGCUCACAGUCCGAGCCCUUCACAGAGCUAAUCAAAGUGCCCAAAGCUACUCACAGAACUCUUGCCAUCGUUACCUGGUUGUACGGACUAUUUUCACUGUAAUCAUGGUAGUUCUACUCCUGCUCAUUGUGGGACUUCUUUACCGUGGGAACAUAUGAGUUUCAAAGAACUGACUCAAAUUCACUUCACCAGACAAACAAUCAUUUCUGGGGUUUCAUUUCAUACCAAAAUAAAAUAUUGUAGCAAGAAA
Oreochromis aureus is the source of this 1051-nucleotide messenger RNA. Its product is annotated as low affinity immunoglobulin gamma Fc region receptor II-like. The record is from RefSeq and is a predicted model, not a curated record. Gene Ontology annotation, biological process: cell surface receptor signaling pathway. Lineage: Eukaryota; Metazoa; Chordata; Actinopteri; Cichliformes; Cichlidae. Bases 222 to 959 code for a protein of 245 amino acids. Gene Ontology annotation, molecular function: transmembrane signaling receptor activity. The transcript has 5 exons.